AUGGAUGUCCAGGCACAACCCGUACUGCCGGCUAAACUGCUUGGGUCCCACCCCAACACCCCGUCGGCACCUGCGGUUUUCCAAGACUCUACCCCGGAGGAACUUCUAUUUCCACCACCCUAUCAUAACCCUUGUAGUAACCCUCCCCAACUCCUGCGGUCGGCUGACCACCCUCCCCCAGAGGCGGGCGGGGCUCGUGGGCAGGGUCCGGCGGCAGGCACCCGCUCAGUGAAGGCGAAUUCCCCGGAUUCCACCGUCCUGCCCCUGCGUGUGGCAGGAUUGCCUAAUGAGCAGGGCAACCAGCCCAUGCACUACUGGCCGUUUGCGACCAGUGACCUCUACAACUGGAGAGCACAAAAUGCACGUUUCUCUGACAACCCUAAAGACCUUGUUAAUCUCCUAGACACUGUUCUAUUUACUCAUCAGCCCACCUGGGAUGAUUGCCAACAGCUCUUGCAGGUCCUCUUCACCACUGAGGAGCGAGAUCGUAUACUGACGGCCGCCAGGAAAUUAGUCCCUGGAGAAGAUGGCACACCCACCACAAACGCGGCCCGCAUAGAUUUAGUGUUUCCCUUGACCCGACCUGACUGGGAUUUUAACCAGGCUGAAGGUAAGGAGAGACUCCGGGUGUACCGCCAGACUCUAAUGGCAGGGUUGCGUGCAGCAGCCCGCAAGCCCACCAAUUUGGCCAAGGUAGGGGAUGUGCAGCAGGGAAGGGAGGAGACCCCCGCGGCUUUUCUAGAACGCCUCAUGGAAGCUUUUCGGCAAUAUACUCCUAUGGAUCCGGAGGCAACGGAGAACAGGGCCGCGGUGGUGGCAGAAAAGGUGUACAAUCGCCGUGAAACUCCUGAGCAAAGAGAAGACCGCAUCCGCCAGGAAGAACGGAAGGGCUCGACCCUCCCCGAGCCCCGGCUAACCUUAAAAGUGGAGGGGAGACCCGUUAAUUUCCUUGUGGACACGGGGGCACAGCAUUCAGUCCUCACGGAACCCUUGGGUAAACUUUCCGGUAAAACUUCGUGGGUGCAAGGGGCUACGGGAUGCAAGCAGUAUCCCUGGACCACGAAAAGAUCUGUAGACCUGGGAAAAGGUCAGGUCUCGCACACCUUCGUUGUAAUUCCUGAAUGCCCGUACCCAUUAAUUGGAAGAGACCUUUUAACCAAGGUAGGAGCGCAAAUCUCAUUUGGACAGGAAGGUGUCGAAAUCAAGGACUUUAAGGGCUCUCCCCUACACGUCCUCACGAUUUCCCUUCAAGAUGAGUACCGCCUUUUGGUGGCGCCAGAUCACCCACCCCUUUCUGGGUGGUGGAUGGAAUCUUUCUCGAAUGUUUGGGCAGAAAACGGGGGCGUUGGCCUGGCGUCCCACAGACCACCCAUUAUAGUCCAGCUAAAGCCUGGGGCUGAACCCAUUCGGGUAAAACAGUACCCUAUGCCUGCAGAAGCCAAGACAGGAAUAACGCCUCAUAUUCGGAGGCUAUUGGACAGUGGUAUCCUUAAAACAUGCCAUUCGUCAUGGAACCCUUUGUUACCGGUGCGAAAACCACACUCGCAAGACUUCAGGCCGGUACAGGACCUCAGAGAAGUAAAUAAACGGGUCAUAGAUAUCCACCCCACAGUCCCAAACCCUUAUACCUUGCUGAGUGCCUUGCCACCUACUCAUGUGUGGUACACAGUAUUGGACUUAAAAGAUGCCUUCUUUAGUCUACCACUAGCACCCCAAAGCCAGGAAAUGUUUGCCUUUGAAUGGCAGGAUGCGGAACGGGGCAUCAGUGGACAAUUAACUUGGACAAGGUUGCCUCAAGGGUUUAAAAACUCUCCCACCCUUUUUGACGAGGCCCUUCAUGAGGAUUUAAGAAAAUUCCGCAGCCGAUUUCCCGAACUAACUUUGCUCCAGUAUGUUGAUGAUCUGUUACUUGCAGCGGAAAGUGAGCAUGCCUGCCGAACAGGAACAGCCGAAUUACUGACGGAACUGGGCCAGAUGGGAUACCGCGUCUCCGCAAAAAAGGCACAAAUUUGCCUGCCCGAGGUAAUCUAUCUGGGCUACCGCCUCAAAAACGGUUAUAGGUGGCUGACGGAAGCCAGAAAAGCUACUGUCUUACAGUUGCCGACACCCACCACCAAAAGGGAGGUACGUGAGUCUGGAUCUGCUGGGUUUUGCCGGCUAUGGAUACCUGGAUUCGCAGACCUGGCCCAACCCUUGUAUGAGGCUACCCGGGAAAAAGUAACUUUUCAGUGGACUCCCCAGAUGCAGCAGUCUUUUGAGUCCUUAAAGAGGGCUUUACUGUCUGCACCAGCCCUGGGUCUUCCGGACAUUACAAAGCCUUUCCAUUUGUUCGUAGAUGAGGCAAAGGGCAUAGCUAAAGGGGUGCUCACUCAGUCCUUGGGCCCCUGGAGGCGUCCUGUGGCUUAUCUGUCUAAAAAGUUAGACCCGGUGGCGUCCGGCUGGCCACCGUGCUUACGCAUGGUGGCAGCGGCUGCCCUCCUUUUCAAGGACUCCCAAAAACUGUCUCUGGGACAAGUUACUUCCAUAACCACCCCCCAUGCGGUGGAAGGAGUCCUCAGGCAGCCGCCAGAGAGGUGGAUGAGUAAUGCCCGAAUCACGCAUUACCAAAGCCUAUUGCUCAACCCAGAGAGGGUCAAUUUUUCGCCACCCACGGGGCUAAACCCCGCCUCCCUCCUACCUGCCCCUGACCUGGAGGCCCAUCUAGACUGUGUUGAUAUCUUGGCCCAGGUCCAAGGGUUACGCCCUGAUCUGCGAGAUAACCCUCUGCCGGACGGACUGGUUUGGUUUACGGAUGGGAGCAGUUUUAUCCACGAGGGCCGAAGAGCGGCAGGGGCGGCAGUGGUGUCCAUGCAGGAAGUCAUAUGGGCUGAGCCUUUGCCAUCCGGGACGUCCGCUCAAAAGGCUGAACUAAUUGCCCUAACCAAAGCUCUCACCUUGGCUCGAGGGAAAAAUUUAACUGUGUAUACUGACAGCAGAUAUGCAUUUGCCACGGCCCACGUACACGGGGCCAUAUAUCGAGAGCGCGGGCUCUUAACCUCCGACGGCAAAGGCAUUAAAAACGCUCAAAAAAUUAUGGAUCUCCUGGCAGCGCUGUGGCUACCACGUAAGCUGGCUAUAGUACAUCAUCCAGGUCAUCAAAAGGACUCCUCGACUCCAACUCAAGGUAAUAAGCGGGCGGAUGAGGCAGCACGCCAAGCUGCCCUAAUGCCGGUAGAUGCCCUGACAGUAAAACUCCCAGACCCAGGGGACCCGCAGCUGCCGGAAGACCCAGAGUAUAGUGCUAUGGACUUUGACUACAUACAGUCUCUACCGGGUGCUUUUUCUUUGGGACACUGGUGGUACACCCAAGAAACUAAGGCCAUCUUGCCAGCACACUUGGCCACUGAUCUCAUUCAGCGCUUGCACCGAGCCACGCAUUUGGGAGAGAGAAAAAUUCUAACUCUAAUCAGGCAAUGGAACCUCCAUGUCCGGGACGCAACCUGUACCGUGCGACAAGUAGUGGCAUCCUGCCAGUCGUGUGCCAUGGUAAACGCCACCAAGACAACCGGUGAACCAGGAAUGAGGCCGCGAGGAACGCGCCCGGGGGUCCAUUGGGAAAUAGACUUCACCGAGGUAAGACCAGGUAAAUUUGGCUAUCGAUACCUGCUGGUCCUGGUGGACACGUUUUCCGGAUGGCCGGAGGCGUUCCCGACAAGAGGUGAGUCAGCUCGAGUGGUAGCCAAAAUCCUGUUGGAAAACAUUUUUCCUAGAUUUGGGUUUCCAGUGACCAUUGGGUCAGACAAUGGACCAGCCUUUGUCUCUCAGGUAUCGAAAUCUGUGGCUUCUGCCCUGGGAGCAGAGUGGAAGCUCCAUUGUGCCUAUCGGCCCCAGAGUUCAGGGCAGGUGGAGAGAAUGAACAGAACUUUAAAAGAAACUUUAACUAAAUUAACUUUAGAGUCUGGCGGGGACUGGGUGACUCUCCUUCCCUAUGCCCUCUUCCGGGCUCGCAAUUCCCCUUAUCGUCUGGGUCUGUCUCCGUUCGAGAUUAUCUAUGGAACCGCCCCCCCAACCACACCGCACGGUGCGCAGUUAGCUUGUGAUUUGCCUUCUGAUUGUGAACUUUUUCUUUCUGUGUGGGCUGUACAGCAGGCUCACCAGGAGGUCUGGCCCCGCCUCAGAGCGCUCUAUGAAGGGGGAGGACCUUCUCAGACAGCCCACAAAUUUCAGCCUGGAGAUCUUGUCCUUGUCCGCCGACACAAGACCGACGGUCGUGGCCUCCAGCCCCGGUGGAAGGGUCCCUACAUCGUCCUCCUGACCACACCCACCGCACUCAAAGUGGACGGCAUCGCGGCCUGGGUUCAUCACUCACACGUCAAGACGGCACCAACUGACGACUCCCAGCUGCAGUGGCGAGCCCGGAAGCAUCCCACCAAUCCACUCAAGCUGACUCUUCAGGCGCUCCCGGCUACAACCCAUCGCUCCCAGACCACUGCCCACGCCAUGAAAAAUGACACCAAACUGUAAUGUUGGCUACCUACUGUCCUUCCUUUGUUUUCUCCUUGUCGGGGCUGACUGGGAUCCCUGCCGACGGUGCAUCACCGAAGGCAUAUUCGGUCAUAUUCAGAGCAAGUGCUAUGUUAGUAAGCGUGCUUGCAGCCUUAAGGGAGUUCCUUUGUUUGUGGCGACCCUGAUUAAGGGCACCACCCAUGGAUGUCCAGGUACAGUGGGGAGGGUGGUCUGUUGGAAGCGUUUAAAUCAAAUGCCGCCUAAAAAUGAAAGUUGCAAUCACUGUAAAGAGGGGGGGAGUUUUUCAGCCUAUACCUUUGUUCAUUCACAGUGCUAUGAAAGGUCUACUGUUUAUCAGUGCACAGAGUCCAAUCGAACUUUCUGGACUGGUAUAUCCUUAGGAAAUAACGCGGGAUAUGUAUGCCCUGUCAAAGCAGGAAAACCCUUUUGUUGGACUCUGCAAACCCACUGGGGGAUGACAGAUGGUGGGGGUGUGCAAGACCACGCACGAAAGCAGGAAGUUCAGAGGGUUUUUGAACAAGUUGCCCAAACACAGGAUCGGUGGUUCAAGCCGAUACACAUCCCAGGCCCGGUGGGUUCCCUUAAAUUGGAAAAGACAGUACAGGCCAUGUUAGACUCAGCCCUACAAUUUUUAAACAAGACCAACCCAACCCUGGCCAGCGAUUGCUGGUUAUGUCUAAGAGAAGGACCCCCCCGUUACACAGCGAUCCCUGCUGUGUACAACUGGAUUAAUUGGACGAACCUAAAGGGCCCAACCCAUACGUGUAACCAGACCUUGCCCAUCAAUAAUGUCAAGCUCUCCCCAACAGUUGCUCAGAUGCCAUGCCUUAGUCACAAUGGGACCUUAAGAGUGGGUCAAGUAAAUAAGGUACUCUGCAGUUCAGUAGUCAGUGCAACUAAGGCGCCCAGUUUUAAUGGCUCUGCCUCUAUGUGCCCGCCGGCACUGGGCACUAUUUUCUUCUGUGGCACCACAGCCUACCCCGUACUCCCUGCUAACUGGUCGGGCUUGUGCAUUUUAACAUAUCUCAUGCCCGAUGUGGGAGUGGUCCCAGGCAACCAAAGCCUUCCCAUACAGCUCAUCCAGUCUGUGCCUGCCGGACAUAAGCGGGCCAUAAUUACCCCACUACUGCUCGGCCUGGGGGUGGCAGCCGGAGUGGGGACCGGAGUUGCUGGAAUUGGGACCUCUGUUAACCUUUACCAAAAAAUUUCAGCUCAGCUGGUGGGGGACAUUGGGCGGCUAGCAGAUACAACCUUAGAGUUACAGUCUCAGUUAGACUCUUUGGCCGCGGUGGUCCUGCAAAACCGCCGCGGGCUAGAUCUUCUCACAGCAAAGGAAGGAGGCAUCUGUCUCUACCUGCGGGAAGAAUGUUGCUUCUAUGCUAACAAGUCAGGAAUAGUUAGAAAUAAAAUUAAGCAAUUACAAGAGGAACUAGAACACCGGAGAAAAAAGCUAGAAGACAACAAUGCAUUUCUUUGGGAAGGCUUAGGAGGAUGGCUGCCCUAUCUCUUGCCUCUUCUGGGCCCAGUCGUUACCCUCUUCUUAAUUCUGUCUAUCGGGCCCUGUGUCAUUAAUCGACUCGUGGCCUUUAUUAAACAACGGGUAAACACGGUCCAGUUAAUGGUGCUGCGCUCCCAAUAUGCCCCCUUACGCCAAUAUAACUCUCCCCAACAACCCCUAAAACAGGACCCCUCCCAAUACAUAGGAGUGGAGCCCUGACUGUUUCCCCUCAUCGCCCACUUUCAGCAGGAAGCAGUUACUGAUCAGAACGACGCCCCUUUUCCCUGACUGCAGUUAGGGGCUCCAUUCCCAAAAAGGGAGGAAUGAGACAUAGGGCGAGUUAGGGUGAUUAAGCAAGUUUCAGGAACAGUACAAAAGAGGACCUCUAAGGAGUUUAGGAAGGCUUCAGGGAUAAAAACAACUAAAGAAACAUCUCUUGUUUAAGCAGAGUAAUUGUCAUUUGUGGCUGAGAACUUUUGCUGGACCUAUAACCCUGUGAAUGAACAACAAAAUGACACAUAAUGUGACUAAACGUAACCAUAAUUCUGAGACUGACUAACUGAUAAAAGGCUUGGUAGCUGUGUUAUUUUCUUAACUGACUAGCCGUUUUUUUUUUCAAAA
Molecule: messenger RNA, 6625 nt
Organism: Talpa occidentalis (Iberian mole)
Lineage: Eukaryota; Metazoa; Chordata; Mammalia; Eulipotyphla; Talpidae
Biological process (GO): DNA integration; proteolysis; virion assembly
Molecular function (GO): RNA-DNA hybrid ribonuclease activity; nucleic acid binding; aspartic-type endopeptidase activity
Source: RefSeq, a predicted model, not a curated record